CCAGCGGGCGCUGUGGCGCCGCGGCGGAGCCCAUAAAAGGCCGCGGCGGCACCAGCCGCGUGUCUCGGUGUGUGCCGGUGUGCGUGCGUGCCAGUCUGCCUGCCCUGCCUGCCUACCUGUCCGCCCGCGGUAUGCUGGCGCUGAGCGCCGCCCGCCGCCUGCUUCGUCCGCCCGGGGACCUGCUGCCGCCGCUGGGGCUCGCGUGCAUGUGGGCGGCCGGUGCCCGUGGUUGCUGCGGGGCCGGCGCCAGCCCGCCGAACCCGGUGGUAUACUUGGACGUGGGCGCUGAUAACCAGCCGCUGGGACGCGUCGUGCUGGAGCUGAAAGCUGAUGUGGUUCCAAAGACAGCAGAAAACUUCAGAGCUCUUUGUACUGGUGAAAAAGGAUUUGGGUAUAAAGGAUCCACUUUUCACAGAGUGAUUCCUUCAUUUAUGUGCCAGGGUGGUGACUUUACAAAUCAUAAUGGAACUGGUGGAAAAUCCAUUUAUGGCAGUAGAUUUCCAGAUGAAAAUUUCAUACUCAAGCAUGUAGGACCUGGUGUUCUUUCUAUGGCCAAUGCAGGACCCAAUACAAAUGGAUCUCAGUUCUUCAUCUGCACUGCAAAAACCGACUGGCUAGAUGGAAAACAUGUUGUUUUUGGGCAUGUAAAGGAAGGAAUGGAUGUCGUGAAAAAAAUUGAGAGCUUUGGUUCCAAGAGUGGAAAGACCUCCAAAAAGAUUGUCAUUACUGACUGUGGCCAGCUGUCCUAGCCUUUUGCCCUACCAUUCAGGACAACUUUGAUGCUGUGAAAAAUGAAUCAUAAAAACCCCCAAACAUUUCUGAUCCCAUGAGUAGCACCUAUGGAACCAUAUUUUCUAUUUAACUUGGUCCAACUUCUAUAUUUAUAUUGAAUAAUACUGAUUAACAGAAUAAAACAAUGUUUUAACUGAGCUACCUUGGUAGUCACACUGAUUUGGUAGAGUCCCAUUGCGUUUUGAAAGAAGCAGUACAGUCACCCAGAACAUAUCUGACAGCUGCCUUGAUACUGUUCUUAAUAUGUUUCAGGUGUUAGAAUUGGUGGUGGAGUUGACAACUAAGUGUUCUAUAGUUGGGAAUUAGAUAUAAAUUGAUAAAUACCGUGUUUCCUUUGGUGCUAAUAAACGUUUUUCUGUUGUUCAUCUCAUCAUUGUGAAAAAAAAAAAAUACUAACUAGUACUCUCAAGGCUGUCUGUACCAUGACUGUCCGACGUUUUCUUUCUGUGUCUCUUAAGUCUAUUCAAUAGAAUUUGUGUGUGGUUGUGGGUUUUUUAAAAUUAAUUCUGUUUUAAACUUUUUUCUUUUUUUUUUCUUUUCUGUUGUCUCAGACCACUGUUUAAAACUGGAGUCUACCUUACCUCGCUUCAGUGGAGCAAUUUGACUGUUGGGUUAGGUAAAUUGCUUUAGGUUGAGUUAGCCUACUACUAGAGCUCUACCUGGGCAGUAAGACCACAAAUUAGCCAAAAGAUCAUGGGGCUUUUUUAUUAUGCAACUGUGAACUUACUUGAAGUGCAGUUCUACUCUGAGAUCUGGUUCUGUGAGGAGCACAGCACAGUUCUCAAUAGAUAGCCUGUUUUUGCACUUUGAGAAUAUAAUCAGAGUCUAGUGAGCUUGCUUGAGUGAGAAAUAGGUUUCAUUGUUUUUUUGUCCUGUUGGUCCUGUGAAGGCAGGGUAUCACUUGGAUUAUGAUUUCUUCUCAUGCAUCAUCAUCAGAAGUCAAAACUGGUCAUCAGAAAUCACAAGGCCUGAUUGGCACAGCAAAAUCAUCAUUGUUGGGGUUGAUGCACGAGAAGGAAAGAAUUCAGCUGAUCAGGUAAACACAUUUCGUUUGUAUAAACUGGUAUAUUUUAUGUGGAGUGUUUGAGCAGUAACAAGUGUUGGAACCACACAACAUCACUUUUAGAAUCGAAAGAAAGUACUUAGUGUUUAGAAAGUAUUAAUGCUUGUGGGAAAAAGCACUUGACUGUUUUUGUGCAAUAAUCUUGCUACUGAGAAGAAAAGUAAUGUGAUGGCUCUCUUCAAAUGUGAAUUUACUUCUGUUGCGUUCUGAUAAUAUGUGGGUCUAAAACUAUUUUGCGCUGUAUUUUUUUUUCCCACUGAGGGCAGCAUUCUUAGGUGUAUGAGAGAGAAUUCAGAGUGUAAUUUUGCAGAAAAUGGGAUUGAAAAGCUUUUUAUUCUUUCCACUAUAGCUGUUUCAUCUUUCUUUGUAGUAUUUUUGAAAUAUUAGUUUGUGCUCGUUUGGCUUAUUUCAGUUUGCUAGAAUUAUGAUUAUUUUUUUGUGUUUGUUUUCUUAAUUUGUGUAUGAAAAAUAAUUAAAUACAGUUCUAUCACAAAGAAA
This is a messenger RNA of Grus americana (Whooping crane), 2353 nucleotides long. RefSeq names its product peptidylprolyl isomerase F (gene PPIF). The record is from RefSeq and is a predicted model, not a curated record. Bases 132 to 749 code for a protein of 205 amino acids. Gene Ontology annotation, biological process: regulation of mitochondrial membrane permeability involved in programmed necrotic cell death; cellular response to hydrogen peroxide; protein folding. The transcript is spliced from 6 exons. Gene Ontology annotation, cellular component: mitochondrion. Gene Ontology annotation, molecular function: peptidyl-prolyl cis-trans isomerase activity. NCBI's taxonomy places the organism in Eukaryota, Metazoa, Chordata, Aves, Gruiformes, Gruidae.